This is a messenger RNA of Phalacrocorax carbo (great cormorant), 1053 nucleotides long. The record is from RefSeq and is a predicted model, not a curated record. NCBI's taxonomy places the organism in Eukaryota, Metazoa, Chordata, Aves, Suliformes, Phalacrocoracidae.
AGUGAACUAGGCCUACCUGAUUUAACUAAACCUUUUGAGUUGUUUGUCCAUGAGAGACAAGGUUUAGCACUUGGAGUGCUGACACAACGACUGGGAACCUGGAAGAGACCUGUGGGCUACUUCUCCAAACAACUUGAUAAUGUGAGUAGAGGAUGGCCUGGAUGUUUACGGGCUGUGGCGGCAACAGUAUUGCUGAUCCAGGAAGCCUGAAAGUUAACAAUGGGACAAAAGAUUACAGUAUAUGUCCCGCAUAUGGUGGUGGCUGUUUUAGAACAAAAGGGGAGUCAUUUGCUAUCUCCUAGCAGAAUGCUGAAAUAUCAAAUUGUCUUGUUGGAACAAGAUGAUGUGGAAUUAAAGACCACUGCUAUAGUGAAUCCUGCUAUGUUUUUAACAACAGAAAAUCUUAUGGACACUUUAGAACAUGAUUGCUUGCUAACUGUUGAACAAGCUUAUUCCAGCAGGCCUGAUUUAAAAGAUGAACCUUUGUCCAAUCCUGACCUGGAUUUGUUUACGGAUGGAAGCAAUUUUAUGCAAGAGGGGAGACGGAUGGCUGGAUAUGCUGUUGUUACUACCACUGAGGUACUGGAAUCCGGAACACUCCCGACAAAUACUUCAGCACAAAAAGUGGAGCUAGUGGCAUUAACACAAGCCCUGAAAAAGGCGGAAGGAAAAAGACCAAACAUAUGGACCGAUUCUAAAUAUGCGUUUGGUAUAAUCCAUGCCCAUGGUGCCAUAUGGAAAGAAAGAGGAUUGUUGUCUGCUCAAGGAUCACUGAUAAAAUAUAAAGAAGAAAUACUCCAGCUUCUGGAAGCGGUGCAGAAACCAAAAGAAGUGGCGGUAAUGCAUUGCAAAGCUCAUCAGUUUGGACAAACGGCUGUGAAUAUAGGUAACCGGUUGGCAGAUAAAGCUGCAAAGGAGGCGACAGAAAAAGGUAUUCUUGCAUUGGUACCGGUAAAACAACUGGAAAUUCCAAAUUUAAAACCUAAGUAUAAUAAAUUGGAUGACCAAUUAGCAGAGCAAUUAAAAGCUUCACAGAAUAAAGAAGGAUGGUAG